Messenger RNA from Nematocida minor, 600 nucleotides. RefSeq names its product very-long-chain (3R)-3-hydroxyacyl-CoA dehydratase. Gene Ontology annotation, molecular function: 3-hydroxyacyl-CoA dehydratase activity. Gene Ontology annotation, biological process: very long-chain fatty acid biosynthetic process; sphingolipid biosynthetic process; fatty acid elongation. The coding region runs from base 1 to 600 and encodes 199 amino acids. The transcript has a single exon. NCBI's taxonomy places the organism in Eukaryota, Fungi, Microsporidia. Gene Ontology annotation, cellular component: endoplasmic reticulum membrane. The record is from RefSeq and is a predicted model, not a curated record.
AUGUCCUUUGUAAGAACCAUAAGGAAAGUGUGUUUCGGCCUUUUUGUGCGCUCAUUUUUCAUUUUAUUUGGUUUGGCCAUUUCGUGGUCAGUUGUGUCAAUGGGCCUUGAUCUUCUUUCCACAACAUACGGCAUAAAAUUAGAUAGAGAUUUUCUUUAUUUUUUGCAGGGAUACUCCACAGGUUCGUACAAAAAAUACCUUAUAAACGCACAGGAGCUGUACUCCUUUGAGCCGCUUCUCUCUCUUCUCGGGAUAACAAGGCAGUCUUUUAUUACAUCAGUCCUGCAGAUAGCAUCGCGCAUAUUCAUCUCCAGGUGUGCGUGCUCCCACGAUAACAAAACGAUCACCGGUCUUAUGAUUCUUGUGUGGGGCAUAUCUGACUGCAUCAGGUUCCUGUACUACGCAUUCCCUCCUCUCAAAAAGAUAAGAUAUCUUGCCUCUCUUAUUCUCUACCCCAUCGGCAUACUCUGCGAGAUAUAUCUCAUGAUAAACAUGAAAAACAUUCUUUCGCUGAUCGGUCUGAUUGUCUACGCCCCAGGAAUAAUCUACCUGUACGGCAGAAUACGAGCGAAAAGGAACAAAAUCGUACACGCCAAAUAA